CCCUCUGCCGGUUGGGACGUCCUCCGUACGACCGGUCGCAGGCUUUUGAUUUGCCCUUUUCUUUCACCAAUAUUUUUCCUUCUCUCUUUCUCCAUCCAUCGCAUUCGCCACACUAUUAUUGCCGCGAGACCGGACAAUAAGCACGCUCGAGGCGGGGUGAGCGCAGAGAUGGGGGCCUCCAUGCGCGGCGAGGGAUGGGGCGGUGACCGCAUCGUAGCUGUUCCUCCUGUCCUCCGCCGCGUACCGCAUUUAUACCUCGCCAGUACCACCCCCCCACUCCCCCCCCUGUGCCGGGCUCGCAGUCCAUGUCCCCCCUUGCUCCGCGCGCUCAACUUACCGCGGCGCGCAGUAACGCCUCCCUUUACUGUUACCUCUACCUCUGAUAUAUACUGCUGCUACGACUACUGCUCCUGCUGCUGAGGCGUUGGAUCCGGUGACUCGCCAACGAUAAUGGCGGCCGCGGAUCCGCGAGCGGCGACGACGCCGCCGCAGGUGGUGGCGCCGCCGCCCAGCCCGAAGUCGCCGCCCAGGUACCCGGACCUCUGCGGCCGGCGGAGGCUGCUGCUCGAGGUGCAGAUCUUGAACCGGGAGAUCGGCUUUCUCGAGGAGGAGUUACAAUCACUUGAAGGACUUCAACCUGUCUCAAGAUGCUGCAAGGAGGUCAACGAAUUUAUGGGGACAAAACCAGAUCCUCUUAUACUUAUAAAUAAGAAGAGACACAAGUCUUGUCGCUUUUGGAGGUGGCUUGGAUCAAAACUUUGCCUUGGGUUCUCAUGGAUGUGCUGCUCCAGUGGAAGCUUGCUAGAGCUCAAAAGACCGAGCUGCGGAUGCCCAUGCUCAGAGACUUGCAGCUGUUGCCAAAUGAAUUGCACCUGUUGCCCAGAGAAUUGCAGCUGCCACCCAAGUAUCUGCAACUGUUGCCCAAGAAAUUGCGACUGCUGCCAAGAUAAUUGCAGGUGUUGCCCAAGGAACUGCGACUGUUGCCCAAACAACUGUGACUGUUGCCUGAAGAACUCCAACUGCUGCCCAAAGGACUGUGACUGCUGUCCCAAGAACUGCAACUGCAAUUGUUGCCCGAGGAACUGCAACUGCAAUUGUUACCCGAAGAACUGCAACUGCUGUCCAAAGAACUGCAACUGCUGUCCGGACAGCUGUGACUGCUGUCCAAAGAACUGCUUCCCAAAGAGCUGCAAUUGCUGCCCGAAGGGCUGCGACUGCUGUCCGAAGAGCUGCGACUGCUGCCCGAAGACCUGCUUCCAAAGAGCUGCAAGUGCUGCCCAAAGAGCUGCGACUGCUGCCCGAAGAACUGCUUCCCAAAGAGCUGCAAGUGCUGCCCAAAGAGCUGCGACUGCUGCCCGAAGAACUGCAUGUGCUGCCCGAAGAGCUGUAGCUGGUUCCUGGAGAACUGCAUCUGCUGCCCGAAGAAGUGCAGCCUCUGUCCGAAGAAGUGCAGCUGUUUCCCAAAGAACUGCAGCUGUUGCCACUUUGAAUGUGAAUGCCCCUCUUGCCUUUGCUGCGAGGUCCCAUCCUGCAGACCAAGCUGCAGUUGCUGCGAUGGUUUCUUCUGCAAAACGCGUGGCAGCUGCCUUGAUGUUUCCAGCUGCAGGCCAUGUUGCAAUUGCUCGGAUCUUUCCUGCUUCAGGUCUGUUUGCUGCAACUGGGGUGUUUCGUGCUUCAGACCCCAAUGCUGUCGCUGGGGAUUUUCCUGCUCCAGACCACGAUGCUGCGGCUGGGGGUUUCCUUGCUCCAGAACACGAUGCAUCCUUCCAAACCUCUCCUGCCCUCAGUAUUCCUGUGGCUGCAUCUGGUCCUGCCCAAGAUGUACAGAGGUAUGUCUGUGCCCAAAAUGCCCUAAAACUUGCUGUAUUACUGGAUGUCUAUGUUAGGUUAGAUUAUGGCAUUGUAUUCCUUUUAUGGCCAGUUCUUUCGAUAUGCCAUAUUAUUCUAUUGGAAUUCUGAAUCAUAAUAUAUGUGAAAUUAAAAUUUUUGUCC
Molecule: messenger RNA, 1992 nt
Organism: Elaeis guineensis (African oil palm)
Lineage: Eukaryota; Viridiplantae; Streptophyta; Magnoliopsida; Arecales; Arecaceae
Source: RefSeq, a predicted model, not a curated record